Messenger RNA from Zymoseptoria tritici IPO323, 540 nucleotides. RefSeq lists its product as uncharacterized. Bases 1 to 540 code for a protein of 179 amino acids. The transcript has a single exon. The record is from RefSeq and is a predicted model, not a curated record. NCBI's taxonomy places the organism in Eukaryota, Fungi, Ascomycota, Dothideomycetes, Mycosphaerellales, Mycosphaerellaceae.
AUGUCAACAUUAGCUGCUGGUCAGCCGAAGAAGAGAGCUUCAACGGCAAUGUUACGAAGAAGAGCUGUUGUCAUCAAUGGUCUGCUUUACGCCCCACUCGUACCCGCAAUCCGGACAUCAUGGCGAGAUCUCGACACCUUAGACGUCAUACAAGAAGACUCGCAACGCGGAGCAAAAGUUGAACCCAGACGACGGCCGCAGGUCCAGAUCGAUCCAUCACUCGGAAUGAUCGCAAGAGCGCCAGUCACGGUCAUCGAUGUGUCCGCUGGCCAUGUCAAUUUUGCCGCAACUGCGGCACCCGCAAGGCGUCGGACACAGCUCGCUCCAAUCCAAAUUGCUCCAAGAGGGCCUCGGACGACCGUCACGAUCGCAAAUCAGGCACCACUCAACACGCCGGCCAUGACCAUGGGUCCACCGUCCAGCAUACCAAUGCUCCGGUCUAUGAAGCUGCCCAAUACCCGCCGACAGUCGCAGCAGCAGGGCCUUCGAUUUCAAUGGCAACGGAGCAAGAAUCGAUUCCGAAAUCUCUUCGACAUUUGA